Molecule: messenger RNA, 2598 nt
Organism: Pararge aegeria (speckled wood butterfly)
Lineage: Eukaryota; Metazoa; Arthropoda; Insecta; Lepidoptera; Nymphalidae
Product: zinc finger protein 699-like
Exons: 11
Coding region: 402-2597 (731 amino acids)
Biological process (GO): regulation of transcription by RNA polymerase II
Cellular component (GO): nucleus
Molecular function (GO): DNA-binding transcription activator activity, RNA polymerase II-specific; RNA polymerase II cis-regulatory region sequence-specific DNA binding
Source: RefSeq, a predicted model, not a curated record
UUAUGCUUGUUUUUAGUCGCUAUGUAUAAUUUGUUUGUAAAUAUAUUCAAUGUAACAAAAUUGAUUGAAUUGAUGAUUUAUAAUAAAAAAAAUCUUUGAAUUAUAACAAACUAAAGACCAUUACGAAUGCCUUAUUUUGGAAUACUACGUUUUAUAAAAAGUGUAGUGCUAUAGUUAUAUAAUGUUUACCUUUUGACAAUCACCUUUGUGGAUCUUCCAAGUAUACGUGACAUUGGCGAAGUACAACGUGCCGAUUUGGCACACCUAAAAGCCAACAAAGCAAAAAAAGAAGAAGGAAAUCUUUUACUGUGGCAGGUUGUAAAGAAUAAAAAUAAUUUUAAGAGCUCGUAACCACAAACUUGAAGAAAAAAAAGGCGAUAUUUGUCAAGGAUGUUACGCAAAUGUUCAUCUGUUGGGAAUGCAGAGCCUUGAUGGAAAGGCUUUCGAGGUUCCGGGAGCAGGCGUGCGCUGCACAAGCCAAACUCACAGAUAUAGCCGAUGGAAAAAUUAACUAUUCUAAUAUAAAAUGCCUAUCAAAAUUGGCAUACUCCUGUGACAAAUGGUGCAAUCAAGUUAAACAUAUUAAGUUGGAGACUCCCAACAACUUUGUGGAUUGUGGACCUGACAUCACGGAUAUUAAAAUUGAAGCGGACACAGACGACGUGCCCUUAGCACAGCUAAGCUAUUUAAAAAAUUUCUGCAUUGAACGAGAAACAGAUGAAUUGCUUGUCGAAAUUCCUGACAAGAAGGAUGGUCUCAAAAAAAAUAAAAGGAAAGUCAAAAUUAAAGAUAAAGCAUCAAUUGUGGAAAUACCAAACGCUAAAGAUGAAAUACAUGACGAUUAUAUUACAAGUGAAAUUUCAAAUGCAGCUUAUGUUGAUAAAGAUAAUAUAAAUUCAUUAACUCACAAAAAAAAAGUAAAACACAAAGAUACAGCAUCUGUUUUAGAAAUACCAAUCGCUAAAGAGUAUAUCAAUGAUGAUUACAUUACAGACGAAAUGUCAGAUGAAUCUGACGUUGGUAUAGAUAAUGUAAAAUCAACAAGUCACAAAAGAAGAUUUAAAGAUAAAGAUACAGCAUCCAUUGUGGAAAUACCAAUCGCCAAAGAUGAAAUAAUUGAUGAUUAUAGUACAAACGAAAUGUCAGAUGAUGAUAUAAAUAUAAUAAAUCAUAAGAAAAAAGUUAAAACGAUAGAUUCAGCGUCGUGUACAGAUUUAUCUCUCGUCAAACAAGAAGUUAAUGAUAAUUUAAAUAUACCUAUAGUAAAUAGUGUAAUAAAAAUAAGAAAUACAAGUGAAUGCCACCAAAAUAUAAUUAAACAUGAAAGAAAAAAAUGUUGGGAGAUCAUUAAAAUGAAUGAUGCAGCCAGGCUCAAAAGUAUCGAUAAAAGGAAAUCGGAGAAAGAUUAUUUCAAUGCGCUUAACAAAUGCGAAUCUUGUAUCGAAAUUUUUGAAGAUUGCGACACUUUGGAGAAACAUAUAUCAGAUUUACAUGUACCGAAACCAAACAGCUCGAUGUGUAAAAUAUGCAAAGUGUUUGUCAGCUGUCCAAAGCUGGAGUGUCACAUAAGAGAGCACUACUUGAAGUACCUAUGUCUUAUAUGUAUGGAGUCGACUUGCGAUAGGAAGAGUUACGCCAAGCAUCUGAAGGCGAAACAUUAUAUGCAGGAUUCUUACAUCGAUGCGCAAUUGAGAAAGCUAUGCGCUGCGCGAUCGGAUAAGGUCAGUCUUACGCACCGUGGGACGAAAGCAAGCGAGGAAAAAACUGAGCCCGAGAUGGGGACGAAGCCGUUGAAAAUAAUGAUAGACGACCCCAAAGGACGUGGCUACGCUUGUGUGGAGUGUCACAAAUAUUUUAAGAAUACGAACCUACGCAGCAAGCACGUUCAAAAGUACCACAGAGAAGGCUUCCAGUGCGCAACUUGCGGGAAAAAGUUCACUUACGCCACAACCUUGCGGAAACACGAAAUGAUACACUGUAACCCGUUACCCCGGGAGCAAUGUCCCGUGUGCGGUAAGAUGGUGCGCGCAGACUUGGCCAAAACGCACGCGCAAACGCACACCAGCAGAGGCCAGUUCACGUGCGUCGCCUGCGAUAAGAAGUUCGUGUCCCGAAACUCGUACGAAUAUCAUCUCAAGUGUUCGAGGAGCCACGUAGAUAGAAUGGCCCUCAAGCACAAAUGCGCAACGUGCGGAAAGGACUACCGGUCGCCUGGGGAAUUGCGUGACCACAUUAACUACACGCACAUGGGAAAAACCCAUCACAAGUGUCCCGUAUGUGAUAAGGCGCUAGCGACCGCACGGUGCGUGACCCGCCACGUCAGAAGAGCACAUCACGGCGUGAAAGAGAACGCCAGAGAUAAAAUAUGCCAGACCUGCGGGAAAGGAUUUACGUGUACAAAGUCGCUACGGGAGCACGAAAUGAUACACACUGGUGAGAGGCCUUUGUCUUGUGACAUCUGCGCGCGUACAUUCCGACAAAAAGCUUGCCUCUACACGCACAAACGGCGUGUGCACAAAGUCGCUCUCAAGAAGAAGCCUAUACAUCACACCGAAGAUAUUGUUGUUAAUAUGGAAAUAAAAAGAAAUAAGGACUGAA